Molecule: messenger RNA, 840 nt
Organism: Chironomus riparius
Lineage: Eukaryota; Metazoa; Arthropoda; Insecta; Diptera; Chironomidae
Source: the annotation of a GenBank genome assembly
AUGGAGAUGAAACAAGCAAUAAAUUUUAAAAUUGUCGGUGGAAGUGCUGCAAAUAUUCUGAAUUUUCCAUUUCAAGUUGUUUACUAUAGCAACAAUGAUUUCGUAUGUUCAGGAAGUCUAAUCUCGCCAUUAUUUAUUCUAACUGCAGCACAUUGUACAUAUUUUUUUCCAUCACAAAUAACUGUGCGUCUUGGUUCCUCAUACCGUCAACAUGGUGGAAUUAUGGUUAAUGUUACAAAAUACUACGCACAUCCUCAAUAUAAUUCAAGAACUUUUGAUUUUGACUUUGCACUUUUAAGACUCAACAAUUCAGUUAAAUAUUCGAAUUACAUCCAACCAGCAAUGUUACCAACCAGAAGUACAACUUUAAACGUUGGUACAAAUUGUACAGUUUCUGGUUGGGGUCUUCAAAGCUUCAAUGACAUUGAAGAUCCUCCAAAUGAACUGAUGAUGACAACUAUCCAGAUUUCCGAUUUUAAAUACUGUCAGUCUCAGUAUGGGAAUUCAAAUCAGAAUAUAACGGAUCGUAUGUUAUGUGGUUCGGUACCUGAUGGAACUCGAGACGCAUGUUUAGGUGAUUCGGGUGGACCACUAGUAUGUAACGGAACUCUUUGUGGAGUAAUAUCUUUCGGAUAUGGUUGUGCUAUGAAAGAAUAUCCAGGAAUCUAUAGUAAAAUUCCAUCCGCCCUGAAUUGGAUAAAAAGAAUAGCUGGAAUAAAAUAACAAAUCUUUUUAUUGUUUACUCAAAUAAGUGUUUUGUAUUUAAUAAAUUUUAAAGUUUGCUGGUUAUCAAUUGCUUAAAGAAAAACAAUUUUUUUAUAGUAUUUUACUCUAAUUAUG